UUCCUUCGUUCAAUUGAGAUAUUCAUUCCUGGAAGCUCCCUUCCUCCAUUGCUGCGCUUUUGGAGCUUCUACUUUUAAUUUUUCCACAGCUUAGAGUUCACACGGAUUCUGCUUUUUUUAAGCUUUCUUUUCGAUUCAUUCUUCCAUUUUCCUUUUCAUUUCUCGAUUUCUUUUCGAUAUCCGAUGUUCAGUUCAUCCUCUGGAUCGAUUCAUCCUCUGUGACUCCCCAGAUUUUUUCCCGGAAAAUUGUUGUAUCGUUUCUGUUUGGAUGGUGGGAAAAUUUUGCCCCACUGCAGUUUUGAAAGUGGCGUUGUUGUUCUUGUUUUUAGGGUUUAUUCGAUUGAAAUUUGAAUAGAACGAACAAAACUGGGCUGAGAUUUUGUUCUUUUUUGUAGAUUCCUCUGAGUAAAAUUAUUCUGAUUCGUUCAAAUGCUUGUUGAUUUAACACACUUAUUGUCAAAUUCCUAUUCGGAAAUAUCCUCCAUCUCUCCACAUUUAGUGAAUUUUUCUCUCUGUGUUCUUCCUGUUCUUCCUGUUCUUCAUCUAUUUAACAAUUCUUCUGUUUCUCUUGUAGAAUUUCACGUUCCCAUCAUGAAUAACUGUUUGUUUCAAUCUGUUUGAGUUGAAUUCUGUUUCUAAAUUGUGUUUCAUGAAGUGGGAAAUGGAAAUUCUCUCCCCUCCUUCACUUGUUUCCACUAUGAGUUGGAGCUCCGGCAGCAGUGAUAGCAAGAGCUCAAGAUGGACUGUAGCUGAGAACAAAAUGUUUGAGAAUGCUCUAGCUAUCUACGACACCGACACGCCCGACCGGUGGCAGAAAGUCGCCUCGAUGAUCCCUGGAAAGAAAGUUGGGGAUGUGAUUCGACAGUAUAAGGAAUUGGAAGCUGAUGUUAGUAGUAUUGAAGCUGGCUUGGUUCCAAUUCCUGGUUAUGAUACCUCCCAAUUUACUUUAGAUUGGGUUAGCAGCCAUAGCUACGACGGAUUCAAGCAGUCGUAUGGCGUCGUCGGUAAACGAUCCUCCGGGCGCUCGGCUGAUCAGGAGAGGAAGAAGGGAGUUCCAUGGACGGAGGAAGAACAUAAGCUGUUUUUGAUGGGGUUGAAAAAAUAUGGUAAAGGAGACUGGAGGAACAUCUCGAGAAAUGUCGUGGUAACGAGAACUCCAACGCAAGUAGCUAGUCAUGCUCAAAAGUACUUCAUUCGGCAGCUCUCGGGUGGAAAGGACAAACGAAGAGCAAGCAUCCACGAUAUAACUACAGUUAAUCUCAACGACACGAGAAGCCCGUCACCCGUAAACAAGAAGUCAUCGUUAUCACCGGAGCAUGCAGCUGUGCUCCCCCGCCAACCGAAUUCAUCGUCAUCCAUUCCCCAAAACACCUUCAAAUGGGACCAUCACCAUCACCGCUACCAACAACAACACGACAGUGGCAGAGCAACCGUGGUCUUCAACCACUCGAACGGGAACAUUUUCAUGUCCCCAGCCGUGUUCGGGGCGAGCUCCUACGGCGACGUUGGACUACCGGAGCAUCAUCACCUGCAAAAAGUUGCAGGCAAUGAAGCCUUCAUUGGACCCCAAAACAUGAUCUUUCAGAUGCAGGCUAGCCAUUACUUUCCUCAUGGAUAGUUGAAAAUUGAGCGUUUUUUCUUCUUUCAUUGUUCUCUUUGAGCUAUCGUUUAGUAUAGCUGUACUCUUAAUUCCCCCGUAGUUUAUGGAGAUAUCUGGUCAUGUACUUUAAAACACAGUCCAUUUCAUUUUCACUGUGCCUUUUCCAUUGGGGGCUUCCAAUUUCAUGCCGGAACAAAGCAUUUAGAGAUGGGCAAAAGAAUAUGCUUUGCCUAUUCAAUGAAAAAUGCUCUCAACCCGUUCAGGCCGAAGAGAUAAACCAAAAGGCCGUCAAGCUCGUAAAUCGUCCAAGGAAGAAGCUAUCUGUGUUUCUCUCGAUAGGAUUCUUGUCCACAUUCACCAACUAAGCAUUGACUCGAACCGUUCUGACUCGACAAACAGUCGUACUUCAGUGUCGAGACAAUUGAAAUACCGAAACCGAAGAGGAAAGAAAGCAAGGAUCUAUGGUGAUAUCAGUGAUUGUGUAUAAACUUUUAAGCAUUAUUGUUAUUCAUUUGUGAGUUCAUAUGUUUUGAGACAAAUUUUGUGGAUUUUCAGGUUUGAA
This is a messenger RNA of Cucurbita moschata (crookneck pumpkin), 2162 nucleotides long. RefSeq names its product transcription factor DIVARICATA-like. The coding region runs from base 650 to 1618 and encodes 322 amino acids. Gene Ontology annotation, molecular function: DNA binding. The transcript is spliced from 2 exons. NCBI's taxonomy places the organism in Eukaryota, Viridiplantae, Streptophyta, Magnoliopsida, Cucurbitales, Cucurbitaceae. The record is from RefSeq and is a predicted model, not a curated record.